Messenger RNA from Misgurnus anguillicaudatus (oriental weatherfish), 2434 nucleotides. It is a transcript of the gene gpr45, whose product is annotated as G protein-coupled receptor 45. Gene Ontology annotation, cellular component: membrane. Lineage: Eukaryota; Metazoa; Chordata; Actinopteri; Cypriniformes; Cobitidae. Gene Ontology annotation, biological process: G protein-coupled receptor signaling pathway. Gene Ontology annotation, molecular function: G protein-coupled receptor activity. The record is from RefSeq and is a predicted model, not a curated record.
GCAAGGCAAAUAAACAUGAUGAAUUUUGGGGCAGGAACACUGUGUUUUCGAUACAGGUAUUUCCACAACUGAAGAAUGCAUCUCGAGUUUAUGUCAUAUAAAUCAUCUCGAUUAAUGGCUGGAUGCAGUUUGUCAUCUUUGUACCUGUGAGAGGAUAUGAUGAUGAUGAUGCUGCGGCUUUGAUUGAUGUUGUCACACUUCUAAUAUUCGCUCACACCCGUCGGAUGUCGAGCGCAUAAGAUCACUGGAAACAACGGCGAUGCUUCUUCAAUUCGUCCUUCACCUGUUAGGAUAUUCACGGCUCGGUGACCAGCAAAUCUUUGGACUUUAGUAUAGGUAAAAUAUAAGAACAGCACGAUCUUUCUGUGUUUACGUCACAGACACUGCCACGCGCGAGAGUGCACGUGAGAACUGCUGGAAUGAUGCAUCGUUGGCGUGUAUCCUGUGAUGAAUAACAUAACAUACAUUGGUGUUUUGAUCUUGACUAACUGGAGGUGCUGUUGGAGUUCUAUGGUGAAUACUUGGAAUUUACAUGGCUCUUUAUUUCUGCACUAUCCUCAGUUAAGAACGACCUGGAGUAACCAUGGCAACAGCAGCAUCCUCUGAGUACAUUUGCACAAUGUCUUCAGUGUGGAGAUUAUUUGGGUUGAAUGGAACUGUAAGGACCAUUGCAAUGGAUUCAGUAUGACUUUUCAGACUUGGACGGAUGAUACCUGGUAACAGCUGCCAUGUUUGCAUGUAAUGGCAGCACAUUGGAGGGGUGUGGCCUUCUAGAACCAAUGGAAACUGAGAUGCAGGAGGCUGAGACUGCCCUUAUGCCCACCACUCUCAGGGUGGCGCUGGCUGCCAUCAUGAUCUUCAUGAUCACCAUUGGUUUCCUUGGCAAUGCCAUUGUGUGUCUGAUUGUGUAUCAGAAACCGGCGAUGCGUUCAGCAAUUAAUCUACUGCUGGCCACGCUGGCCUUCUCUGACAUCAUGCUGUCUCUGCUGUGCAUGCCGUUCACCGCUGUCACCCUGGCAACAACGGACUGGAGCUUCGGAGUGGGAUUCUGUCGUGUGUCGGUCAUGCUUUACUGGCUGUUUGUUCUGGAGGGUGUGUCUAUCCUGCUUAUCAUCAGCGUUGAUCGUUUCCUCAUUAUAGUUCAGCGACAAGACAAGCUGACACCCAAUCGAGCCAAAAUUCUCAUUGCAGCAUCAUGGGCUCUGUCUCUUUGCGUGUCCCUGCCUUCCGUGGUCGGCUGGAGAACCGCUGCGAUUGGUGCUCAAGUGCCGCAAUGCAUUCUGGGAUACAGCGAAUCGCUGGCGGACCGCGGUUACACGGUGCUGCUUGCGGUGGCUGUGUUUUUCGUGCCCUUCAGCGUGAUGUUGUAUUCAUACUUGUGUAUUCUAAACACGGUACGUCGCAAUGCACUGCGCAUCCAUAACCACACCAGCGAAGGCAGCGUUGCUAUCAACCAUGUUAGCAAACUGGGGUUAACCGGUCUGCAGCGGCCCCAGGUCAACGUAGACAUGAGUUUCAAAACCAGGGCCUUUACCACUAUCCUCAUCCUUUUUAUCGGCUUCUCUGUGUGCUGGUUGCCACAUACAGUUGUAAGCCUCCUGGCGGUGUUCAGUAAGCGGUUUUACCUCAGUCCAGCUUUUUACCCAAUCAGCAUCGGGGCUUUGUGGCUGAGUUACCUAAAAGCCGUCUUCAACCCUGUUAUUUACUGCUGGAGAAUCCGAAAGUUUCGUGAGGCCUGCCUGGAGUUUAUACCCAAGAGCUGCCAGCUCUGUCCCAAGAUUCCCGGGAGAAGUCGCAGGCGUAUAAGACCCAGCAACAUUUAUGUGUGCAGCAGUGAGACCCAAUCUUCAGUCUAGGAUUUGCACCAAAGUACAUUUAAAAUAAUGAAAGAUUGUGAUACUAUAUCAGUAUGUUUUAAAAUAAUUCACACUUGUGAUAUUUAUUGGUAUUAAUGGUUUUAAAGAACUGUUUUUAAAUCCUCUGAAGCUGAUAAUACGUCUGAAUUGAAUACUUGACAAGCAACUCUACGGCCCUUUUAAGUUUAUUAAAGGAACAGUAUGUAAGAAAUUUAUAUCAAUUAAUCAUAAAAUGGCCCUGAUAUGUCACUAGACAUUAAGAAAUCAUUUUCAUUUCAAAUACUUAUAUCACUGACAACAGUGGUCCGGCCAGGAUAUUGUCAUUUAAAAAGUGAAGUUGCAGCCCUCAACUGAUGUUCAUGUUGUCAUUUUGUGUAUUGGCCACCAGUUGUGUGAUUGCAGUACCAGUUUUAACCACAAGUUUUGUGAUUGCAAUACCAGUUUUGGCCACAAUCCUACAUACUGUUCCUUUAAAGCAAUAUACAUUUAUGUUACAGAACCGGGUAAUUUUUUAAGGUUAGAUGGUCUAGAGUUUUGUUAAACAUUUAAAUUGGCAAAUAAAACAACUGAACACCGUA